AUGGCGAUGAUCAUGGCACCCGUCCGAAGAGGGACGCAGCAGCAGCAGCUGUUCGGCGCCAUCUUGAUGAUCCACGGAUGGAUGACGCGGACGCAUCAUCCGCACGUGCAGGUGACGUGCUCCACCCAGCGCCCGGCUGACGGCGUCCGCUGCGACGGCUCGCAGCCAGCUGUGGAGAUCAGAGGUCGCGACCGGUCGGCCGCUGGCGCCGUCUACGUCCAGUACACCUACUCUACCGCGCCGCAGACCGCGCCAGUUUGCUAUCGCUCUCAGGAGACGCGCAUCUCAAGUGGUCGUCGCGUUCGGACUACCUGCUGGACUCGCUGCCGAACGCCAACAUCCAGUGGUGCUUAUCGGCUCCGAUGUCCAGACGCUCUCACACUCGCGUCUUGUGUUGACCUCUGGCCGGUCCCUGCUGUGUUCGCGUGCCUGGGCUCCCUGUCGCCGAUCAACCGCGGCUCGCUGAUGACCUGUGGUCUCGUGCUGUGCGUCUGCCUGGGUGCGCCCGCCGGCUGCGUGUCCGCCCGAAUCUACAAGCUGGGAAGUCGCGGCGAGAAGUGGUGACUCAACGUGCUGCUGACGUUGACGCUGUGCCUGAGGAUCGUGUUCAGCAUCACGCUGCUGCUGAACUGGGUGCCGUGGGCGUACGACUCGUCGGCAGCGCUGAUUCCUCACCAGACUGACGCUGACGGGCUCUGUUUUGGCGUGUCUGUGCCGGUCACUUUCGUUAACACCUACUCCGCCUUCAAGAAGCACGUGCCAGAGCACCCGGUGAGCGCUGGACGCGGACUCUGUUCUAGGGCCUUGGUCGCGGACGGGCGGCGGCCGCGGGACUGUACUCGGGCGCUGGGCGCGGACGGACGGAACCCAUCGUAGACAAGCGUAUGCAGGUCGCCAUCACUGGUCCGUCGGAGCACUGCGGCGUGGCACACCCAAUUGUGCACCGCGGACAUCGGCCGGACGAGAGUCGAGAGAGCCUGGCGGACAGCCGCACCCGGCACGCCGAUUCCAGUAGUUUACAUUUGUCAUGACUAGCUAACCCCGCUUUGCUCGCCCUGGUGCGUGAUAGGCAUUGUCCAUUGAGGAUGGCUGCUCCUGGAGGAAUGUCACGUGAUAUUUGUUGGGGAGUGAAAUGUUAGUUUUCAUUAUCGUUGGAUGCAGAAUGUGCCUUGCCAAAUAUGUGUCUGCAUCUUUGUCACCCACGUUUUGUGGAUUCACGAAACAGGCUGAACAAGUGAAGUCACUUAUUGGUUGUGUGCUUUGCUGAAAGUGAUUUGUAUACUGUAUCCUGUGUUUUUGCCAAUCAUAUGUCAGAUGCAGAGUUCAUACA
Molecule: messenger RNA, 1330 nt
Organism: Pollicipes pollicipes
Lineage: Eukaryota; Metazoa; Arthropoda; Thecostraca; Pollicipedomorpha; Pollicipedidae
Product: transmembrane 9 superfamily member 10-like
Biological process (GO): protein localization to membrane
Cellular component (GO): membrane
Source: RefSeq, a predicted model, not a curated record